CGAAAGCUCGUAUUUACUUAAAUUCCAAAGUUAAAAUGGUGGCUUGUCAAAUUUUCAGCACGUAUGUAGGGCGGGGAGGUAUCUAUUCGAUACGUGCUUGAUUUUCCCGUGUCGAAAAAUCGCCGUCGAGAAAACCCACCGUCGAUUUCGAAUUUCCAACGUUUCCCGUUUUCGAACGGUCGCUUAGAUCGCAGUGUGCUCGUCCAGAUUCGAAUUUGUUUAUUCAAUUAGUGUAAGUGGUAUGAAUGUGCAUCAUGAAGGUAAACAUUAGAGUGCUCCUCCGUUCCGUUCUUUAUUCGCUGCUCGAGGACCGAAGGAAUAUGGCGUGGAAUUGAGGUAAAAUGAAAAUCAAGCAGGCCAAAAUGCGGUCGAUUCCCGUCAAGCAGGACCCGAAACUGCUGAAAAAUCCCAACAAAAACCCGUCUGUCGCGAAAAAGAAGAAACUGUCUAGUCUUAGCCUUAACUCGCCCGUGCGCGAUACGAUUUCCGAAACCAUUUCGUUCGUCAUCAAGGGAAAACUCACGCCGAUCAAUCCUGUAUUGGUCCACAAGAAAAUCGAUUCGAUCGAUAAGAAGAAAGCGGCGAAAGGCCGCAAGAUCGACCAGAAAACCGCGAAAAUCAAGAAGGAGGUUCUCAAGAGAAAAUCAAAAGUUCAAAUUAAAACUGCCAAAAAUACAAGUGCCCAGAAUAUUUGUAAGAAGAAACCCGACAAAGUCGUAGUAAACGUAGUCUCGCCAUCGCCAAAAGGUACUUCCAAAAGCCCCAACGAAUCAAAACUCGCGAAAAACAAGCCCAAAGCGAAAGAAAUCAAACCAAAGAGAAUAGCUAAAAUCGCGACGAAGGACAAAGCGAAAUGCAAAUCCCCGCAGAAAGCGGUUAAAAAGCAAACUAACGUUAAAAAACCCAACAAAGCGUUGAUAGACGAAGAUGAAAUUAAAAAACAACAAACCAUCGAAGCGCUACUGAAAGAAGUUAACGAAGAAAUCAAACCCAGAAAAUCAAAAUUAUCGAAACACAAAAGUGGCAAAUCAAAGAAAAAGAAGGAACAAGACGAAGUCAAAUCAGAGAAACCCCUCGACGCAGUCGAGAACGUCCUAACGAACCAAGAUGUUCCUCCUGUCGUGCAAAAAGCCGUUAAAUCGGAAUUAAUAGAAACGGAAACCGCUCCUAAAGCAGAACUCACGCAACCCGAGCCAGCUGAAGACACCGCAGAAAUAAAAAAAGAACCGUUUUCCAGCGAGGAAAAGGACGAACCCCAGGAACAAGCGGUCAAGAAGAAAUACAGAAAAAUAAAAACCAAAUCCAACGUAACUGUGAUGAAGAAACGCGUACCUUCCAAAGGUAAAAACAAAGAAGACACCGUCUGUAAAACGAAGCUGUUCAAAUUCUGGAACGGUCCGAAGAGACACCGAGUAGCCUCUUUAAACGCCCUAGCUAAAGUCCAUUGCUUGUACGAGAACGAAACCAGAGGCAACAUGUUGGAUAUGAUAGACGAGCUAUCCAAACUCCCUUACUCGGCCAAAAAAGACUCGUUAAAAUCCAAAAUCAAAGACGAAGACGACGAUGAAGACGAUGAAGAAGAGGAAGAAAACAACAGCGAUGAAUCCCCGCCUCCCACCAGAGUAUUAAGAUCAGCUCCCGGUUUACGAGGCGUGGGAAAACACUGGGAAAUGCACGAAACCUCCAGCUCCGACGAAGACGACGUCGCCGCCGUCAAGCACAAACCACCGAAGCCCAAAACCGCCCCAUCCAAACCGAAACAGCCCAAAGAGGAAACCGCCGAGAAGAAGCAGCGCAAGCCCAACGAGCCGGUGAUGGACCUCAAGGACAUGGUGGUCAGCAAGCGCAUGGCCAGCCUCAACGCCAGCGCCAUCCUGGCCGCCAGCUACUCGGCGGAGAAGCGGCCCGACAAGUGCGACAGCGACUCGUCGUCGAGCGCCGGCAACUCCUCGGAGGAGGAGUACUUCGCCCGUCUCGCCAAGGACAUCAAGGAGGAGAUCGACGAGAAGAAGGACGACGACGCCAAGUUGAUCGAGGUGCGCGCGGCGCCCAACAAGAAAGUCGCCGUCAUCCUCAACCAGGACACCGACGUGACCAUAACGGGGGUGUACGUGAACAGCACCACCAGGUCCACGCACCACGAGGGCUACUGCAGCAUCGCCGGCAUGCAGUACAGGAUAUCGGCCACCAGCCAUACGCAAACCGCCGCCACCGCCGUUGCCUCCGAAACCCUUCUGCAAUCUUCCAGCAGCGGACCUGAUAACAGCAACAGCGAUUCGAUGCCGUCUUCGAAGUCCUACACUCCGUUGGACGCUUUGUCGAACAUGCAGCCGCCGCCGGGGCCGGGCAUCCAGCACGGGCACCCGGUGCAGCACAUGGGACCGCCGCAGCACGUGCUGCCGCUGCCGCCGCACCAGCUAUCGCCAGGUCUGCGACACGGUUGCUCCAGCGCCUUCUCGUCGCCGAAUUCGAACCCGGCCUAUCACCAUCCGCCGUUGCCCGGCGAGCCCGGCUUCGUUCACGCAGGAUAUUACCAGCCCGCGGGACCGUUGAUAUCAGUACCGCCGCCGCACGCGCACGGCCAGCCGCCGCCUCCGCCCGUGCCGCCUCUCACCAAGAGCAUUCCACUGUCGGACGCGUCGCCGGCGUCGUCGACGACGCCGUCGUUGGCGCACGAGGUGCCGCCGCCUCCGCCUAGUUCCAACGGCGAUUCCUCCGAUAGCGAGGUGAUAAUCACAUCGGUGACGACAGCGAAAGAUAAUAUUCCAACGCAAGUGCACGCGGCGCCUUCCUAUCGCUACCCGCCUCAGUAUACUAGUUACCAAUACCCUUAUCCUCAUCCUUACAGUUAUCCAGCCGUGCAUCCGCCGCCCAAUCCGCCCUAUUCCCACCACGAUCUUUGCUAUUCGGCAGGCCCGUACGGGCACAAGUGGAAUUUUAGGAGGCAUCUGGCGGGCACCCAGUAUUAUCCGGUACCGAAUCCGCCGGAAAUUUAUUCAGUAUCGCCGGCGGGGCCGUCACAGCAAAGCCAGCAGAUGGUCGCCGCACCUCCGACAUCGGCGAGUGGAUCGUUUACGUCGCCUCCCGGCCCGCCGCCGCCUCCAACCAUCAUGGAAACUUACGCCGGUCAAUUAGAAAGCUAUCAACCGCCGCCGCCUCCGCCGCAUUUUUAUCCAUCGCCUCCUUAUCCCCCGCCUGGUUCGUGUUAUACGCACCAACCAACUAGAACAAUUCCUUAUAUUAAUACAUAUCAAAGUAGUUGCCCUUGUCCAAUGCAGUCCUGUCCAAAAAACGUACUUACUGGGCCUCUUACUGGUGAUAGUAAGAGGUCUAACAUCACUUCCAUUUCCAACGAAUCGAUGCCGCUGGCCUCGAUAGCGCUGGUGCUGCCGUCGGAGCCGGCCAGCGCGACCGGCCCGCCGAGCCCGGCCCGUGGAUCGGCCGGCAUGCCGCCGCCGCCCUCGCCGGCCGGCGCCACCUACCAGCCGCCGCCGGCGCCGACGAAGCGGGAGGCGCGGUCGCCGGUGAGCGAGGCCGAUUGCAAAUUGGAGAAGAAGCGGAAGGCGCGCAUCGGCAAGGCGAUGGUGAGGAACAACAUCGCUGCGAACAUGCAACAGAACACCAUGUUGCUGAUGUGCAACCCGCCGCAGGACUACGUCAAAAGGGAAAUCGAGAGUCCUAAAGAAACUGACUUAGAUCAGAAGAGCGAAGAAGCGAAACCUCUGCAAGCUUCCUGUAAGGAAUCCGAGAUAUCGGACGUGAAUACGCAGUUACCAGUUUCCACGGAACCUAAAGAGGAGAAAACCAUUUGCCAACAACAACCGCUUAAAGAAGAAAUUGAAGAAUCCCUGCCGAUAAUCAGCACGGUAGCGGAAAACGUGAAGGUUAAAAACAUGAAAAGGAAACUCUCCAUCUGCCCGGACAAACCGCCCGAUCUCGAAGUUCCAACGAAGAAACAGAAAACCGGUUCUUACAAGUUCUUGAUCAAGCGCGAAACGAGCACCGUGAGGAUCAACAACGGCAAGCGGAAACUCCUCGGCGACAUGUCUUCCCCCACCGGCGUCAAAAUCAAGCUUCGAAAACCGCUAAGCAGGAGGGCGCUCCGCCUGAAGCGCGAGGCCAGCCACCGGAAAUCGUCGAAUCGCCGGCGAUCGCGCGCCUACAAGGCCAAGCUGAAGAACCCGGCGUCGCGGCGGGCCGGCGCCAAGCCGGGCGAGAUGGCGCCGGCGGCGCUCGACAAGCUCUUCGCCAAGAACAACGUCGAACGGAUCAUCGAGAGUGUUAUCAGUGAUACGGUGAGGACGAAGCAGGCGGCGAGAAGCGCCGCGUGCGCGAAACGUGCGCGGAAGAACGUGCGCGAGAAGGCGACGGCCGACGCCAAGACGGCCGUCGCGGCGCGUCGGAAGUCCAAAUCGUGCGAGGCCGUCGCGACGCCCGUUCCCAAGCCGGUCAAGCCCAAGUGGUCGAACGGGUGGAUGUGGGAAGGGGAACCAUUCGAAGCCAAGGUGUUUUUAAAUAGCGACGAAAUGACGGUAGUGAGGAAAUGUUACCCGGCGAUGAUACACCAAGGCGGCGAUAAGAUCGUUCCGAGGGACUGCGUUCUGCUGAAAGCCGGUCCGAGGAAGAACGAUUUGCCGUUCGUGGCGAAAAUCGCGUCGCUGUGGGAAAACCCCGACGACGGUGAGAUGAUGAUGUCUUUAUUGUGGUAUUAUCGACCGGAGCACACGGAGCAAGGAAGGCUGCCCACUGAUCAGACAGAUGAGGUGUUUGCGUCUCGACACAAAGACUCUAACAGUGUGGCUUGUAUCGACGAUAAAUGCUACGUUCUCACAUUUAACGAGUAUUGCAGAUACCGUAAAACGACUAAACGUAUGGAAGCAGGUAUCGAGGAAGCAUUACCGUGCAUUCCGAAUCCGGAACCGUAUCCGAGAUCUCAUCGGCAACCUCCCAUGACUCAGAUAUCCCCAGAAAUGGUAUUCUUUUGUCGUAGAGUGUAUGAUUUUAGGCAAAAACGGAUAAUGAAAAAUCCGACUUAAGUUUUUUUUUAUUAUUUUUUAAUUUAAUUAUUACUGUUAUUUGUUGAAAAUUUCUAUUUUUAUUGUAUUUAUUAUGUUUUUCGGGUUUUUUGAGAUACUGAUUCGUAUCGAAUGUUGUAUUGAUUGUUCGAAUAAUCAAAAAAAAUAAUUCAAACCAGAAAAGACUACGGAGGUUCUAAAAGAUUAAACAUUUUAUAUCACAAAUCCUUUUGGAGCCGAAGCCCAAAAAGCAUAUUUAGUCAACUAAAUUUGAUACCUACUUAUACAUAUUGUUGGAAAAAAAAGUAAAGGGAACAUUUGUAUAAAUAAAUUAUUAAUAAUGUUGUAUAGAAUAUAGAGAUUAUAUAUUUAACACAAAAAAAUAUUUAUAAAUAGUCAAUAGAUUACGCAGGUAUAAAUGGUGUGUGCUUUCAUAGUAGGCUACUGGGAAUUACCGAAAAAAAAGGGAAAGGUGUGUCUCCGAUCUUUUCAUAAAUAACGACCGGAAAUAAUUUACUAACUUCAUUUAAACAAUCAAAAUAAUUUUCAAUACAACACACUAAAUUUUAGCCAACCGUUAUUUACUUUUGGGUAAUUUAUUAAAAAUGAUUCAGGUCGUUUUAUUAUAGAAAAGCGUUUAUACAUUGUUUUUUCAGUACGCCAUAGUUGUAGUUGUGUUUUCGUCUGUGUCGUCUCUUACAUAUUUUAAUAAUUAUUAUAUUAUUAUUGUAAAAACUAUUUGCUUCCUAGUUAUUGCUCAGGUCUUCUAAAAUUGCAUGUUGUAAAGGAUUUUGGAAUAAUAGAAAUAGAAAGGGAGAGAUGUUUUUAAUGUUUUGUAAAUCUACUGUUUUUAGUUAGAAUUGUUUUAAUCUCAAUAUUGACCUGACUUAUCUUUGUUUAGUUACAAUUUUCUCUUAUAACUUGUUUUUUUCCAAUAAGAACUUUUUACUAGAACAUUCGUUCACAAAAAUAUUGAAUAGUUAAUGUUAGUUGUUUUUUUAUUUUCCUAGUUACUUUAAGUGCAUUUUACAUUUAAAUACGAUUUAAAUGGUAGUUCGAAUUCCACUUUACUAUUGUUAAUAACAUUAAAAAAAUAUUUUUAUCAAUUUGUUAGGUAACUAAGGAGCAAAUAUUAUUUAUCUAAUGUAAUAUUAGGGAACAAUGCUGUGGAGAUCUCCAUACAAUAUCUACAGCGAUUUUUUAAGAAUACUAAAUUGGGUUUAUUACCUGAAAUUUCUCGAAAAUAUGCAAUUUUACAGCAAAUUCGUAAUUUACUUGUAGUCAUAAUCAGUUAACAGGUAAUUAAUUUUAAUUGUCUAUUGUUUAACGGAUCCUCUGCUUUGUUCCCGCGCGUAAAACAAUUUCGAAAUUUUGAAAAAGCAUUUUAGUAGUUGCGACAUUACCUACAAAAGAAAAAAAGAAUGCUAUUAUUUUUACAAAUUCGUAGUACCUAACUAUUUUUAUAUUGUUUUUUUAGUCAUUACUAGUUUUUUUUUGUAACUAUAAGCGAUUGAAAUUUUAUUUUAAUUUAUCGAGUAAUAUAUUCUUUCCGGCUCGCAGAGCUCUAUUCUGUUAAUUUUAAAAUAUAGCCAAAGUUAACGUUAUUAUUUCUAUUUAUUAUGUUUUUGCUUGUACGAAGCACACUAGUUUGGUUGAUUUUUUUUAAUUAGUAAUAGAAAAUUCGUUUCUAAAUAUGUAACUAAAUAUGUUUAUUUUCCCGUAAGAUUAUGCCUUUUAGGUGCCUUUUAUACUUGUCUGAUAUUAAAAUCCUGUCUCUUAUGUCUGUAUACCCUACCAUCAGUUGUCUUAAUUCCCCAUUUUCUCAAAUAAAUGUGUGAAA
Messenger RNA from Phyllotreta striolata, 6855 nucleotides. NCBI's taxonomy places the organism in Eukaryota, Metazoa, Arthropoda, Insecta, Coleoptera, Chrysomelidae. The record is from the annotation of a GenBank genome assembly.